UUUCAGUUGUCGAUAAGUGACAAACAAUGUCGUUGCUAUAAGCAACCUGACAUUGAAAAGCCAAACAAAUACCCUUUUCUCGAAUCAAUGAACCGAUUUAAUGAAAAUUUAUGAUAAGUAGGUACGUUUGCGUGGGGGUAGCUGCAAAACAUGGCUGUUGCUCGACACCUCUUGGAAGGAUCGUGUUGAAUUUGUUGUAGCUCGCUGUUCAAAACAUCACACACGGCACGUUCGUUUCAUUUUGUAGUUCUAUGGGUUGUGGAACUUCGAGACCUCCCGUUGUAAGCACUGCACAUCAACCUGAAGCACAACCGAAACCUAAAGCCGUCCAACAGGACAGCAAACCGAAACAGCAACGAAUUGAACAGAACGAAACUCAACAGAACACAGAGAAGACAAGUGAUCCGGGGCAGGAACACGAAUAUAUCGACAGCAGCGAGUUCCUCUCGCUUUCUUACGAAGAAGUUGCAGCAUUACGACCUACAGAUCCCGAUAACAUGUGGGCAAUUGUCAAGAAGACCUGCGACAGAAACAAGGAAUGGAAGCUAGAUUCGGUGAAGAAUCGGCGAGGUUGGAAAACGAUUCGAUUGUUUGUGUCGUCAACCUUUCGUGAUUUUCACGCUGAGAGAGAAGCUCUUGUGAAAGAGGUUUUUCCUGAUUUACGUCUUUGGUGUGAACAAAGGAAACUUCACCUUGUGGAGUGCGACUUAAGAUGGGGAGUUCCUAAAGAUUCCUCAACUGAGCAGACUAUAAAGAUCUGUCUUGGUGAGCUGGAUCGUUGCUAUGAGGAUAACGUUGUGCCAUACUUUCUCAAUCUUAACUGUGCACGAGCAGGCUGGAUACCAACAUUUGGUGACUUGACGUACAAUUUAGCUGUACAAUAUGGCUGGGUUUAUGGCCUGUCUCUUACAGAGAUGGAAAUUGUUCAUGGUGCAUUUCGGAAAUGCAACCCUAAUGCUUUGUUCUUAAUCAGAGAUGAUGAGUUCACCGACACCUUACCUGAUGAAAUCAAAGAUGCAUUUGUUGAUGACAACUCUCUGUGCACAGAAAAGAUGAAGAAACUUAAAGAAAUGCUGAAAGAACACUUUCCUGUAUGUUUACAUUUGAUGUAUGUUUCCAUUUUUUCUUGUGUAUAGGUCUUCGAUUUCUUUAAAGAUCGAAUUACAAACCAGUACCCACUUGAUGAUACUCCAGAAGAUCCACUGGAAGCUCAGAGGGCAGCACAUGAGUCAUUUUUGGACACUCGUGGGCAAGUGGUUCUUGGAAGAGACAAGAUACUCGAAGAUAUCCACAACUACAUCACGGGUUCCAUCACGAGUGAUACUCCCAAUGCACCACUGCUGCUCAUUGGUAAUGCAGGCUCAGGAAAAUCUGCAAUUAUGGCAAAAAGUGCCAGCGAUGCUUUAGUGAGAGCUGAGAGAGGGGAACUGCCAGGUGCUAAGGGAUUACCAUGUAAAGUGUUUUUCCAUUUUGUUGGCGCUACACCUGGUUCUACUGAUCUGGCGUUCUUUCUGCAGCGGCUGUCAAGAGAGAUCAAUGUAUCCAAGCGGGACGUUGUCAGUGACCUGGACUCGUUAGUACAACUCACCAACAGUCUUUUAUCAAACAAGAACACCAGACCUUGUGUAGUGUUUGUGGAUGCCAUUAACCAGAUGGAUGAUGACAAGAUUCAGUAUUUAACCAGAUGGCUUCCAGAGAACUUGUCUCCUAAUGUGAAGGUAGUACUGUCCAUGAUAAAUGACACGGAAUGUCACAGACUGCUGCGUUCAUACAAGUCAGGACCCCGAGAGAUCACGUGUGGUCAGCUGGACUACCAGUCUAGAAAGCUUAUCGUGGAGAAUAUUCUUAGACAGUAUAACAAGCGGUUGGAUGAGAGGCAGAUGUCCAUGUUGCUGGAGAAGGAAGGUUCAGCUAAUCCUUUGUGGUUAACACUGGCUUGUGAAGAGCUCAGAGUGUACGGACAUUUCAACAAAAUGGACGAGAAAAUAGCAAGUCUUUCUGAUGAUCUCAUAAGUCUGGAAGAACAAGUUCUGACUCGGUUUGAAGAAGAAAAUGGCGGUCAGGUUGUUGUAGCUACAGUGUGCCUACUGGAAACCUCACGUCACGGUCUGCUAGAGACAGAACUGCUGCAGAUGUUAGCUGAAGAAAGCACCCUUACCCCUCCCCCCUAUGUCGAGGGUGAAUCUGAUCAGAUUACCGUGACAAAGGCCGAGACAACGCAAGCAGCUGCGCCAGAAGGCCAUUCAGUCGCAGGUAAACUCGCGAAACAGGUAGACGAGACAUACGUGCAAAAAGACGACGACAAACAGGACGAAGAGAAGAAAGCUACUGGCCGAAAAUCAAAGAAGAACGAGAAGAAAUUUCUGCCAGCGGUCAAAUGGGCCUUGGUGUAUCGUGCACUGAAGCCACUCCUGCGACCGUGCGGGGACUUGGGUGAGGGACGGCUGGACUUCUAUCACAGAUCUAUUAGUAAAGCUGUAAGGAGAAAGUACUUCUCCGGAUCAGAGGGAUAUACUAAGCAUCAGUACACGUUCUGGCAUGGAAAACACGCGGAGUUCUUUGAAGGGAGUGAGGACUUUGAUCGUAAAUCAGAGGAACUUCCGUAUCAUCUUGAGCAGCUAUUGGAUAACAACAGGUUAACACGGUGCCUGUUAGAAUGGGAAGUGUUUGGACGGCUCUUCAAUGACGACUUCAGCAUUGACCUGCUUAGAUCAUGGCAAAAGGCUGGUGGAUACGCUACUGCGUCCGCUCUAUAUAAGGAAUCAUUACUAGUGUUACGUGAGUCAGACGCAACUCUUGAAGACGUCGCCAAGAAAACUGAGAUGGUCGUCAUGUUCCUGAUCCAAGCAGGACAGUAUGAAGAUGCACACGUACUGUUGAAUGAUUUGUUGAAGUUAGAAGAGGAAAGUCUGGGUGCUCGAACAGACAAACUAGCAGACAUCUAUCAACUAAUGUCCAAGACCAAGAGUGAGGUUGUGAAGAACUUCAACUUCGUGACGAUGGAUCAGUUGGAGCAGGACCGAGAAAUUGUUGAAUUCUGUAAAAAGUCACUGAGUUUCCGAAAACAGCUGAGCGGCGAGGAGCAUGAGCAUAAAACUGCAAUGAUUGAUAUACUGAUUGCACAUCACUUGAGCAUCGUGGCCGAUUUAGAACGUGAUAACGCCGAACAAACAAGAAAAGACUGUUUUAAAUAUAUCGAUGAGGCUAUUGACAUCUUUAUGAGGCAUGGAGACAUGGGACACAUGGCUGAAGCUAUCAUGACCAAGUCAUUUAUUAAUCCGCGAGCGAGGAAAUAUUUCAAGGAAAAAGAAGAGAUGCUCAACAGAUCCUUCGAGCUGUGUCUGAAGACGUACGGCGAGAAACACAUGUUGACGCUGCGGCUUUACUUGAACAUUGGAAUCCUUUAUGAAGACAACAGAGAUUUCCAGAAGGCCUAUGAUUACUUUGUCAAGUGGCACGAGACGUGUCAGGAGGUGCUUGGGCCGUCACAUCCCAAAACUGGGCGCGCCCGCGAUACACUGAAUGAAGCGACUUACGUGCGCAUCCGGGAACAGAGAGAGCGACAGGCUGCUGGCACGGCUUAAGUGUUCGCCGGUGUCAAUUUUUCACACAAUGCAUUUACUUACACGUAGAUAUCGAAGAGAAAGAUCCCUCCUCCAAAGAACAAGAUUCCACGAGACGAGAGCUGCACAAGAGUUUCCUUUUUUACUCUCAUCGACUAUCAACAGCGCGCAGUCAAACGAGCUGAGAGUGCGCGAGCGUUGACUUCAUCUGCCUGACAAGCGUGCGAAAACUUUAGUCGGCUGUCAUGAAGAUCUGAUCGGGUUUUAAUUCGAUGACUCAGUGUUAGAGUUACCUGCGAUCAGGCGUUCUUUUUUUCGGCGAACGGGGGAAGGGGUAAGAAGAACAAAUCCCCUUCCCCCGUUCGCCAAAAAAAGAACGUCUGAUCUCAGGUUAGUGUGAGGGUGGGCAGUAAAUUUUGAACUCCACUUAACUCUGGUUCAGAUUUUCGUUCUUAUUUGAUCCAGCCAGGCCUGUAGUGCUACUGUACAGCGCAUUGCAAUAGUCGAAAUUAUUAACCGAUCAAAGGAAAUCUAAACAAUCAUUUUGUACGGCUGAAAAUGUAUUUUAGAGUCAUUCACCCUGUACACAGUUUUCUUAUAUCCUUAGAAACCAUUUGGUAUACAGUAUUAUCGAACUAAGUCGUUGUAGGUUUAAGUUCGGCCGUUUCAUAUUGUUAAAGACCUUCGUGAUCAUAGUUGUACAUGCGCAUUACCUGCUACAAACCAGACCAGUGCUCGAAGGUAUUAUUUUCAUUGGUUAUUACACUAAGUGUACAUUAUUAUUUUGACUCACCGCGUGGUCAAAUGGCUGCUGUCAUGCACAUGUGAUGUAGCGAAACGUGCGUUGGUAAUUUUUCCAGACGUCCCGAACAACGUUCUAGGUUAAAAAGCCAUUCUUCACUGAGUGGCGGGUUAGAUAAUUCUGUUGUUUCACAACGUUUUUGACUCAAUAGUUAGGUCGAAAAUACGUCCUUAUUAUUACUACCACAGUAUGAUAACAAUAUUAUUCUUUGUUCUGUAAAAAAGUGCUUCUGAUGCCCCGUGCAGGUAACGGAUGUAGUUUGUGGACACUUCACUACCGGUCUAGUGAAGUAGCUCUUUGGUUCCAGUUGGCAUGUGUGUUUAAGUGAUCAUUGCAUGCAAGGGGGCUUUAAAAGUAGCAAUAUGUUAUGGUUGCUAAAAGUAUUCAACUUCCUGCGAAACAAAAUUUUUUGUCGCAGAGAGUCAAAGAAGGGAACGAAAGCCACUCUGUUGACUCGUCCCCGUUUUCUUCCGUCCCAUAUGUCUGAUCUAACACAUAUGCUGCAAUAGCCUACUGCUGUAAGCUUAAAGAAAAACACCAAUUAAAUUCAUUACAUGAUAUUACCCAGUAAAUCAUGAGGGAAGAAUUUUGUAUAUUCAAGUGUUUCUUAGGCACGAUUAGGUUAAUACUGUAGGGUAACCCAAAUAAAAUGUGAGUUGGUUUUACGUUG
Messenger RNA from Orbicella faveolata, 5035 nucleotides. Its product is annotated as TPR repeat-containing protein DDB_G0287407-like. The record is from RefSeq and is a predicted model, not a curated record. Lineage: Eukaryota; Metazoa; Cnidaria; Anthozoa; Scleractinia; Merulinidae. Gene Ontology annotation, molecular function: protein binding. Gene Ontology annotation, cellular component: Cul4-RING E3 ubiquitin ligase complex.